UUUACUUCCCACCCAUAUCCUUCUGAUCGGUUCAUACUCAAUACAUUCUCUCUCUUCAUAAUUUUUCCAUGUUACUGUUUGAUUUGGUACAAGCAUUAAUUGUUAGUUGUUUGAUAUUUGUUGUCACCCACUCUAGAUAAUUUCCUUCUUAUCUCUUUUAAGCUCAUUUUAUGUUAGUAGUAUAUUCAAAUCUAGGUCAAACUUCUUUAGCUUGAAAAAGAUAUCAUCAACAUAACAUAAUGGAGAUUGAAGCUGCAAGUGGUAGCAACAACAAAGGAAACAAUUUUGAUGAGUGUGAAGAGAAAGCAUAUUGUGGUAUUGAUAGAGGAAGUUUCUUAGCAUGGGAAGAUUUGAGAGUUAUAUUACCAAAUUUUGGAAAAGGACCAACUAAAAGGAUUCUUAAUGGGCUUAAUGGGUUUGCUGAGCCCGGUAAAAUCAUGGCUAUUAUGGGCCCUUCUGGCUCUGGAAAAUCCACUUUGCUUGAUUCACUUGCAGGUAGACUCUCAAAAAAUGUGGUAAUGACAGGAAAUGUCUUUCUCAAUGGGAAGAAAAAAACUCCUGGCUAUGGUUUUGUUGCAUACGUAACACAAGAGGAUGUGUUAUUAGGAACUCUUACAGUGAAGGAAACAGUAUCAUAUUCAGCACAUCUUCGUCUUCCAACAACAAUGUCAAAAGAAGAAGUUAAUGGUAUAAUAGAUGGAACAAUCAUAGAAAUGGGUCUUCAAGAUUGUGCUGAUAGGUUAAUAGGUAAUUGGCAUUUGAGAGGUAUAAGUGGUGGUGAAAAGAAAAGACUUAGCAUUGCACUUGAGAUUCUCACAAGGCCUCGCUUAUUGUUUCUUGAUGAACCAACUAGCGGCUUAGAUAGUGCCUCUGCAUUUUUUGUUGUUCAAACUCUUCGAAAUGUUGCUCGUGAUGGAAGGACUGUUAUUUCAUCGAUUCAUCAGCCAAGUAGUGAAGUUUUUGCUCUUUUUGAUGAUCUUUUCUUGCUGUCUGGCGGCGAAACUGUUUAUUUUGGUGAAGCCAAAAUGGCGAUCGAGUUUUUUGCUGAAGCUGGUUUCCCUUGUCCACAUAAAAGAAAUCCUUCUGAUCAUUUCCUAAGAUGUAUCAAUUCUGACUUCGACGUUGUAACGGCUACACUAAAGGGAUCUCAAAGGAUUCAUGACACUCCAAAUUCAGCAGAUCCUUUCUUGAAUUUGGCUACAGCAGAGAUUAAGGGAAUGCUACUUGAGAGAUAUAAGCGUUCAAAGUAUGCCAGAAGGGUUAAAGACAAGAUUCAAGAACAAUCAACCAAUAUAUUACAGGAAAGGGUUGAAAGUGAGACAAAAUAUGGAAGUCAAGCAAGUUGGUGGAAGCAACUCUCCACACUGACAAGGAGAUCAUUUGUGAACAUGUGUAGAGAUGUUGGUUACUACUGGUUGAGGAUUAUAAUAUACAUCAUUGUAUCUAUAUGUGUUGGAACUAUCUAUUUUGAUGUUGGCUAUAGCUAUACUUCCAUUUUAGCUCGAGGCGCCUGUGGCGCUUUUAUAUCAGGAUUCAUGACUUUCAUGUCAAUUGGAGGCUUUCCAUCCUUCAUUGAAGAAAUGAAGGUUUUUUAUCGAGAAAGGCUUAAUGGAUAUUACGGCGUAGCAGCAUACAUUUUAGCCAACUUUCUGUCUUCAUUUCCAUUCUUGGUAGCUAUUGCUCUUACUUCCUGCACAAUCACAUACCACAUGGUGAAAUUCAGGCCAGGAUUUAUUCACUAUGUGUUUUUCACUGUAAACAUCUACGGCUGCAUAUCGGUGAUCGAAAGCCUCAUGAUGGUUGUUGCUUCACUUGUUCCAAAUUUCCUCAUGGGAAUAAUCACAGGGGCUGGAAUUAUUGGAAUCAUGAUGAUGACCUCAGGAUUCUUUAGGUUGCUGUCUGAUCUUCCAAAGCCGGUUUGGCGCUAUCCAAUUUCGUAUAUUAGUUAUGGUGCAUGGGCUAUUCAGGGUUCAUACAAGAAUGACUUGCUAGGGCUUGAGUUUGAUCCACUGAUACCAGGUGACCCAAAAUUGACAGGAGAAUAUGUGAUAACACACAUGUUAGGGAUUGAAUUGAGCCAUUCAAAGUGGUGGGACUUAGGAGCACUAUUCCUCAUUCUCAUAUGUUACAGAAUUCUGUUCUUCAUUGUUCUCAAGUUCAAAGAGAGAGCAUCACCAUUAUUUCAAACACUUUAUGCAAAGAGAACAUUACAUCAGCUUGAGAAAAGACCUUCUUUCAGGAAAAUGCCUUCUUUUCCUUCAUUGAGGCAUCAACCACUUCAUUCAUUGUCUUCUCAAGAGGGUCUUGAUUCUCCACUCCAAUAAAUUAAACCACAUAACAAUAUAUAAAUAUAUUUAUUUAUCUUUAUAAUUAAUUUCUACUGGAUUUUUAGAAAUUAGUUAGUUGCUUUCAUAUGAACACAACAAAAUUGUAUUUUUGUUUUGUUAGUUUAUGUAUAGAGGAAAUAUUUUAUAACUAUUCCAAUUAAG
This is a messenger RNA of Cicer arietinum (chickpea), 2489 nucleotides long. RefSeq names its product ABC transporter G family member 15-like. Gene Ontology annotation, molecular function: ATP hydrolysis activity; ABC-type transporter activity; ATP binding. NCBI's taxonomy places the organism in Eukaryota, Viridiplantae, Streptophyta, Magnoliopsida, Fabales, Fabaceae. Gene Ontology annotation, cellular component: membrane. The record is from RefSeq and is a predicted model, not a curated record.